AUGUUACCAGACCUGGAACAUGUCUCAACACAGGUUCUGAUUGAUGCCCUCAUGAGAUUGCGGGCAUCACCAUCAAGUGAAUAUACCCCGUUUGUAAAGAACAAGUUCCAGAGAACUAUUCAUAUUGUCAAGUAUCUGCUUAAACAUCGACAACAUCCUCUCAAUCCCCUAAUUUAUGAGAGCAUGAUGUCUGCUAUGGCUUAUCCUGAUGGUUCGAGCCAAGGAGUACGCAGAUUAUUAGAAGAUAUACGCGAGCAAAACGUUCCGCUCACUGCGGACAUGUGCUAUCUUGCUCUUCAAGCUCUCACUGUUCACCCCGAACAUUUACUGCGAGAGAAGGUUGUGAAACUUUUGGAUGACUAUUGGUUCGAGCUCACCCAACCUGCCAAACAGAAUAUUGCUCUGGCAAUGCUUCGAGAGGGUCAACACGAACUGGCUAUGGAUAAGCUCAACGAACUGUUGGAUGGCCCCGACCAGGUCGACCUUUGGGUCUAUGACAUUUUUAUUCUGGAGCUCGGCAGAGUGGGCUUUGAAGACGAUAUGCUUCGUCUGCUGAAGAAAAGGAAGCAUGCUCGGGGUACCGAUGCCCCUUUCAGAAAUAUUCAGCUGAUGGCUUUGGACAUGUUCAGUCAAGCAUUCCAUUACGCUGGAACACUCUAUUUAUGGGAUGAAGUUGUCAAAACUUCAAUUCACAACCCAUCUAAUGGUACCCUUGAAAAUAUCCUGGCGACCGCCGCGAGACACGGCGACACCGAGCUGGCCAGCCAAGCUCUCGCGAAGCUGUCGAGUCGUGGAAAGCUCUCCCAGCAUCACCACGAUGCUGUCAUCGAGGGUUAUGCCAACGCUGAGGACAUUGUAGACGCGUUUUCUGCGUUGAACGUGUUACAGAAAACUGGGUGGCUCGAGGACCAAGGAACUACGCGGCCUCUCUACAGGGCUUUACUCAGGAACCGGGAUCUCAUUGACACUGCAGCCUCCACCAUAGAGACUAUGCACAAGGAGGGUCCUGUGCCUUUGGACGCGGUCAUGGUUACAGUCGAGGCCAUGGCUAAAACCCGAACUUCAGAGUCUGCCAUGCCACUCUUUCGCAAUGCAUACCUCCUUAGCGGCAGAAGUCCCCGGUUCAGCAAUAUUGGGCAUCUAGUCAAGCACAGCGUCAAAACGGAAACAAAGUAUGAGCUUGCAAAGAUGUGCUACGUUGAACUGUCCAAAACCAAGAUCCCAACCACGUCGACGACAGAAAGCGACCAAACUGCUACGCCCAAUGAGCCCCUGUCUGAUGAAACUACUUCUGAAAAAGAAACCCACACGGAAACUGCAGCUCCCAAGACAUGGCUGGAGCGUGAGAAUGCAAUGGCGGCACUCAACGUGAUAAUACCAGUCUGCGCAGAGGUAGGCGACUUUGAGCUAGCGUUUAAGCUUAUUGGAUAUGCCAAGGCUGCAGUACCGCAAUACAUCCAGCUCGAAGGUGGUGGAAGAAGGCCCGACUCAACACUAUGGCGAUCUUCUGAAUGGGUCGAACCAUUCGUCAAGAUGGCUCUGGAUGCGGAGGAUUCUAGGGUGUGGGAUAUCAUAGACGAACUGGACCAGGGUACCGACGCCCCAGCUUUGAUGAUACACAAGGAACUUCAAAGACGACGCAUCAAGAAGCGUGCCGGGCAGCGGGGAGCUUGGUGA
Fusarium poae is the source of this 1677-nucleotide messenger RNA. RefSeq lists its product as uncharacterized. Bases 1 to 1677 code for a protein of 558 amino acids. The record is from RefSeq and is a predicted model, not a curated record. The transcript has a single exon. NCBI's taxonomy places the organism in Eukaryota, Fungi, Ascomycota, Sordariomycetes, Hypocreales, Nectriaceae. Gene Ontology annotation, molecular function: protein binding.